AUGUUAAGUUUAAGAAACUCAUUAUUGAAGAAAUCAACCGCUGCAGAAAAAUUAUCAUUAUUGGUAAGGAAAAAUAGACAGUUUGCUACCACUUCAAAUGCAGAAGACGUCAGCUCCAAGUACAAUGUUAUCGAUCAUGAAUAUGAUUGUGUUGUUGUUGGUGCUGGUGGUGCUGGUUUAAGAGCUGCUUUUGGUUUAGCUGAAGCUGGUUUUAAGACUGCUUGUGUCUCUAAAUUAUUCCCAACAAGAUCACACACAGUCGCUGCUCAAGGUGGUAUCAAUGCUGCUUUGGGUAAUGUCCAUCCAGAUGACUGGAGAUGGCAUAUGUACGAUACAGUCAAGGGUUCUGAUUGGUUAGGUGACCAAGAUGCUAUCCAUUAUAUGACUAGAGAAGCUCCAGAAUCUAUCAUUGAAUUGGAACAUUUCGGUAUGCCUUUCUCAAGAUUGGAAAGUGGUAGAAUCUACCAAAGAGCAUUCGGUGGUCAAUCUAAGGAUUUUGGUAAAAAGGGUCAAGCUUACAGAACUUGUGCUGUUGCCGAUAGAACUGGUCACGCUAUGUUGCAUACUUUAUAUAGUGAAGCAUUGAAACACGAUACUCACUUCUUCAUUGAAUAUUUUGCUAUGGAUUUAUUGACACACAAUGGUGAAGUUCGUGGUGUUAUUGCUUACAACCAAGAAGAUGGUACUAUCCAUAGAUUUAAGGCUCACAAAACUGUUAUUGCCACUGGUGGUUACGGGAGAGCUUACUUCUCAUGUACUUCUGCCCAUACCUGUACCGGUGAUGGUAACGCUAUGGUUUCUCGUGCUGGUUUCCCAUUGCAAGAUUUAGAAUUUGUCCAAUUCCAUCCAUCUGGUAUCUAUGGUUCUGGUUGUUUGAUCACAGAAGGUGCCCGUGGUGAAGGUGGUUAUUUAUUAAACUCUGAAGGUGAAAGAUUUAUGGAAAGAUAUGCUCCAACUGCCAAAGAUUUAGCAUCCAGAGAUGUUGUUUCUAGAGCUAUUACAAUGGAAAUCAAUGCUGGUAGAGGUGUAGGUAAAAAUAAGGAUCACAUUUUCUUGCAAUUGAGCCAUUUGCCACAAGAAGUCUUGAAGGAAAGAUUACCAGGUAUCUCCGAAACCGCUUCCAUUUUUGCAGGUGUUGAUGUCACCAAACAACCAAUUCCAGUUUUGCCAACAGUUCAUUACAAUAUGGGUGGUAUCCCAACUAAAUGGACAGGUGAAGCCUUAACUGUCGAUGAAGAAGGUAACGAUAAACCUAUUCCAGGUUUGUUUGCCUGUGGUGAAGCUGCCUGUGUUUCUGUCCAUGGUGCUAACAGAUUGGGUGCCAACUCUUUGCUAGAUUUAGUUGUCUUCGGUAGAGCUGUUUCUCACACCAUUUCUGAUACUUUACAACCAGGUCUACCUCACAAACCAUUGCCAAACGAUAUUGGCAAAGAAUCUUUAGCUAGAUUAGACAAGUUGAGAAACAGUGAAGGUCCAGUUCAUACUUCUGCUAUUAGAUUAAAGAUGCAAAAGGCUAUGCAAAAGAACGUUUCAGUCUUUAGAACUCAAGAAACCUUAGAUAAGGGUGUAGAAGAAGUUGAAGCUAUAGAUAAGACUUUCGAAAAGGAUGUCGGUAUUGCUGACAAAUCUAUGAUCUGGAACUCUGAUUUGGUUGAAACCAUGGAAUUGCAAAACUUGUUGACUUGUGCUACUCAAACCGCCGUUUCUGCUGCUAACAGAAAGGAAUCUCGUGGUGCUCACGCUAGAGAAGAUUAUCCAAAGAGAAACGAUGAAGAAUGGAUGAAGCACACUUUAUCAUGGCAAAAGGACACUGGUGAUGCUGUUACCUUGAAAUACAGAAACGUUGUUUACAAGACUUUGGAUGAAAAAGAAUGUCCAUCCGUUCCACCAGCCAUCAGAAAGUAUUAG
This is a messenger RNA of Vanderwaltozyma polyspora DSM 70294, 1908 nucleotides long. RefSeq names its product succinate dehydrogenase [ubiquinone] flavoprotein subunit. The coding region runs from base 1 to 1908 and encodes 635 amino acids. NCBI's taxonomy places the organism in Eukaryota, Fungi, Ascomycota, Saccharomycetes, Saccharomycetales, Saccharomycetaceae. Gene Ontology annotation, biological process: tricarboxylic acid cycle; mitochondrial electron transport, succinate to ubiquinone. The transcript has a single exon. Gene Ontology annotation, molecular function: electron transfer activity; succinate dehydrogenase (quinone) activity; flavin adenine dinucleotide binding. The record is from RefSeq and is a predicted model, not a curated record.